Molecule: messenger RNA, 831 nt
Organism: Brassica napus (rape)
Lineage: Eukaryota; Viridiplantae; Streptophyta; Magnoliopsida; Brassicales; Brassicaceae
Exons: 2
Coding region: 1-831 (276 amino acids)
Source: RefSeq, a predicted model, not a curated record
AUGGCAGUUCUAGUCUAUGUAGACGACAUUGUUAUUGCCAGUAACAAUGAUGAAGCUGUGGAUCAGCUGAAGAAUGCUUUGAAACAGAGUUUCAAACUGCGUGAUCUUGGUCCUCUUCGGUAUUUCCUUGGUCUUGAAAUUGCUCGAGCAAGCCAUGGAAUAUCAAUUUGUCAAAGGAAGUAUAUCUUGGAGCUUCUAGAUGAAACAGGGCCACUUGCUUGUAAACCAUCUACAAUACCUAUGGAUCCAAGUAUCAAACUCCGAGCGGAUAGUAAAGAACCACUACUUUCUGAUCCUGGCUUAUACAGAAGAUUGGUGGGUAAGAUGAUGUACUUGACAAUAACACGUCCUGAUAUUACCUUUGCUGUCAACAAGUUAUGUCAGUUCUCAUCUGCUCCCACCGCUACUCAUCUCAAAGCUGCGUAUAAGGUUCUUCACUAUCUGAAAGGUAUUGUUGGCAAAGGAUUGUUCUAUUCAGCUACUUCUGAUUUAGUCUUGAAGGUUUUCACAGAUGCAGACUGGGGUUCUUCUGCUGAUACUCGACGCUCUACCUCUGGAUAUUGUAUGUUUCUUGGAUCAUCUUUGAUCUCGUGGAAGUCCAAGAAACAAAAUACAGUAUCUCACUCAUCGGCUGAAUCAGAAUAUCGUGCUAUGGAGUUUGCAGUACGAGAAACAGUAUGGGUGGUUAAUAUUCUCAAAGAGUUCACGGCGCCACAACAUCAACCUGUGGCUUUCUUUUGUGAUUCAACCGCAGCAAUUCACAUUGCCAACAACGCGCUUGUUAAGCAAGAUGUCAUUCUCUUCGAUAUACAUGCCAUCUUGAGGUAUUAG